Molecule: messenger RNA, 4009 nt
Organism: Perca fluviatilis (European perch)
Lineage: Eukaryota; Metazoa; Chordata; Actinopteri; Perciformes; Percidae
Gene: aff4
Product: AF4/FMR2 family, member 4
Exons: 23
Coding region: 375-3896 (1173 amino acids)
Biological process (GO): regulation of gene expression
Cellular component (GO): nucleus; super elongation complex
Source: RefSeq, a predicted model, not a curated record
CGCUUGCUGCCAUCCGUGCAUCCAGUCCUGUCUGUGGUACCUGCUGGCUGCUUAACUUAGCUAGCAGCCUUACCUAUUAGACACUUAUGUUCAGGGAUAAUAAAAUGACCGACAAACAAAAUGAAUUUAUUUUGUUUUCCACUCGAUGCGCAUUUGCGUGUUAAGGAAAAGAUGGAUACCAUCCAUUCGGUUUUAGUAUUUUAGCUGUUACAGCGUUUUGCUGAGUCCAUUUUGCGUGUAACUGGAAAAGACAAAGAGAAAAGAGCUUUCCAAUAACGUUAGCUAGAAUGGUUUGGGCCUAAAAAGAAGACAAGAGGACGUUGAACAGAGAUGAGGCAGAAGCAUGUGACUGCAAGAUCACAUGACCCAGCAACAUGAACCGUGAGGACCGGAAUGUGCUCCGAAUGAAAGAAAGAGAAAGGAGAAAUCAAGAAAUCCAGCAGGGAGGAGGAGAGGCCUUUCCAGCAAAUUCACCUCUCUUCCCUGAACCCUACAAAGUGUCCAGCAAGGAAGAUAAACUGUCAAGCCGUAUUCAGAGCAUGCUGGGCAAUUACGACGAGAUGAAAGAGCCGAUUGGUGACACACUUCCUAAGCUUGGCGGUAAACCUUCUAACAGCUCGUCUUCCUCUGAGGAGAAAUCGGGCCCACCUUUAUUUGGUGGGGACCAGCGCGUCGUCGGUAGCGGUGGCAGCAGCCAGAGCAGCAAGUGGACUCCUGUUGGUCCUGCAGCAGGUGGAUCUUCAUCCCAGUCCCAGAAACGCUCUGGUCUCCAGGGCGGGCACAGUAGCCAGAGAGGCAGUGGCACUAGUGGCAGCAGCAGCAGUAGCCAAAGACACGGAGGGGAGGUGCGGGAAAAGAAGUCAAGUAAACACAGCGGAGGGUCAGAGCACUCAAAGUCACACACAUCUAGUCCGGCCAAGGGCUCUCUGAGUUCCUCCGGCAGCAACAGCCACUUGCGCAGCUCCUUGUCUGCCGAGCAGCAUCACAGCAAGGAGCGCUACCGCUCCAAGUCCCCACGAGACAGGGAGGCCAACUGGGACUCUCCCUCACGGGUUCACACCACCUUCUCCACUGGACAGCACUCGAGUCAGGCAUUUCCCCCGUCUCUCAUGUCCAAACCCGGCUCCAUGCUGCAGAAGCCCACAGCGUAUGUGCGGCCUAUGGACGGCCAGGAAACGGCAGAACCCAAGAGCUCACAAGCCGAAAGCUACAGUGGACAGUCGCACAGCAGCACCAUGGGAGAGAUGAAGUCCAACAGCAAGGCCUCACUUUCCAAACUCAAGAUCCCCUCACAGCCUGUAGAGGGAGCCGGUGACGCCAACUGUGUCGAUGAGAUUUUGAAGGAAAUGACUCAGUUGUGGCCCCCUCCGCUGACAGCCAUCCACACCCCCUGCAAAACAGAGCCAUCCAAGUUUCCAUUCCCCACCAAGGACCCUCACCCCUUUCCAAGUGGACACAAGCGAGGUAGUUCUUCCAAGAGCUCCAGCAGCCACCAAUCCAAAGCUUGCGAUGAGCAGCCCACUAUGUUGGAAGAUGACCUGAAGCUCAGCAGCAGUGAGGACAGUGAUGCUGAACAGGAAUCUGCAAAGAACGCCUCAAGGAACACAUCUGCAAGCAAUAACAGUGAAGGAGCGGAGCAAUCGAGGGAUGACUCAAGCAGCCACAGCGGCUCCGAGAGCAGCUCAGGCUCCGACAGUGAGAGCGAAAGCAGCACGACAGACAGCGAAGCCAAUGAUCACCCGCGGCCCGCCUCUCCAGAGCCUGAACAACCCAUGGCCAACAAGUGGCAGCUGGACAACUGGUUCAAGAAGGCCAAGCAGUUCUCCCCAGCCUCUCCAGUGGACAAUAAUGUUCCAACCAAGUGCAAGAAAGAGGGCAGAGAUAACGGCUCAGGACGCGGCUAUAGUAGUCAGGGAGGGGGUUCAAAAGACUCAGCGGCACCCAUCCCAAGCAGGGACCUACGGGCGGCACAAAAGGGUGCAGAGGGUGGCCGUGGCCGGCAAAAAUCCCCCGCCCAGAGUGAGGGUGGCACAAAUCCACGAAAGAAUGUGGGUAAAAAACAGCCUAAAAAGUCUGAGAAGCCCCCAGUUGUGGAGGAACCCAAGGGAGGUCUGAGGGUGGAGAGUGAGCCAGCUCCAGAGAUACCUCCUCAUCGGCCCAAAGCUGCUACAAAGGGUUCCCGCAAACCAAGCAUAAAAAAAGAACCGAAAUCCUCGCCACGGCCCACCGCAGCUGCUGUCACCACUACUGCAGAUAAACGCAAAGUCAAGGCACCCACCAAGACUCCCCAGAAGUCUCGCGAGUUUGUCGAUACGGACUCUUCAUCAUCAGACUCUGAGGGGAAUGACAGCAUCCCGUCCUCGUCGCAGACACCCAAGUACACCGAGAGUAUCAGGACCCCUGUGUGUGUGUUUUCUCCAAUGGAAGAAAAAGAGUUGUUGUCUCCACUCAGUGACCCUGAGGAGCGCUACCCUGCAAGGCAACCUCAGCAGCAAGUGUUACUAGUGAAGAUAGAUCUCAGCUUGCUGUCUAGGAUCCCAGGGCGGCCCUACAAGGAGCCUGUAGAGAUAAAAGUGGAGAGGGACGACUCUCUAGAUAGAGACAGCAAAGAAUUCAGCAAACAGAACUCUGAGAAGAGCUCUAGUAAGGCAAAGAGGAAACACAAGAACGAUGAAGAAGGCACCAAGCCAGAGAGCAAGCGAUGCAAGCUAGAGGAGAAGUCCCUAUCUAAUCAUAAAAACGGCAGUAAAGAGUCUAAGAGGUCUUCGGAGAAGAAAGAGGAGCCUGUGCCCUCUCCUUCCAUAUCAGGUAUUCAGCGGAUGCCCAAGGCAGAGCAUCCGAGUCGAAAGAGGACAGUCAGCCAGUCCUCCACCUCUUUGUCCAGCGGGACAGGAAGUGGAAAGGAGGGAAGCCACAGCACCAAGGGCAACUCCACCUCCAAACAAAGAAAAGGGGAGGACAAGGGACGUAGCACACGCGAUGGCAAGGAGAAAUCCUCAAAGGGCUGCGAUAACCAGCUGGCUGUGCUUCCACUCUCCACGGACGGCUCCAAGGCUCAGAGAUCCAAGCUGGUGUUUGAGGACAGGGUCCAUUCGGCAGAUCACUACUUACAAGAGGCCAAGAAACUUAAACACAAUGCAGAUGCACUGUAUUUGAGCUUAAUGUCCAAAAAGCAAAAAAACGGGUCGCUGAAAGAUGAGCAGUUGGACCGUUUUGAGAAGGCAGUUUACUACCUGGACGCUGUGGUAUCUUUCAUUGAAUGUGGUAAUGCUCUGGAGAAGAGUGCCCAAGAGGCAAAGUCUCCGUUUCCCAUGUAUGCUGAAACCGUGGAGCUUAUCAAAUACACUAUGAAGUUAAAAAGCUACCUGGCCCCAGAUGCUACUUCAGCAGACAAGAGGCUAGCAGUGCUUUGCCUGCGAUGCCAGUCUCUCCUCUACCUGCGGUUAUUCAAGCUGAGGAAAGACAGUGCACUAAAAUACUCCAAAACACUCACUGAACACUUAAAGAAUUCUCUGAGUAACACCCAGGCUCCCUCUCCUGGAAUGGGAAACAAGGCAGCGGGUAUGCCCUCUCCAGUGUCUCCGAAGCUGUCGCCAGGCACGGCCGUCGGCUACCCGGCAGUCGUCAGCAGCAGCAGCGCCAGCUCGUCCGUGACCAUACCUCAGCGCAUCCACCAGAUGGCUGCCAGCUAUGUUCAGGUCACCUCCAACUUCCUGUACGCCACCGAGGUCUGGGACCAGGCGGAGCAACUAUCCAAGGAACAGAAAGACUUCUUCUUGGAGUUGGACAAGGUGAUGGGUCCUCUGAUCUUCAACACCAGCAGCAUGACAGAACUGGUGCGUUACACACGGCAGGGCCUCCACUGGCUGCGUCUGGACGCAAAGCUUAUUCCCUAGCGAGGACUUGUUCUCUGCACGCUGCUUCCACACACACACACACACACACACACACACACACACACACACACACACACACACACACACACACACACACACAACACAAACACACC